Molecule: messenger RNA, 8310 nt
Organism: Miniopterus natalensis
Lineage: Eukaryota; Metazoa; Chordata; Mammalia; Chiroptera; Miniopteridae
Source: RefSeq, a predicted model, not a curated record
GAGAGAGUCCUCAUUGAUCGGCUGCCUCCUGCACGCCCCCUACAGGGGGUUGAGCCUGCAACCCAGGCAUGUGCUCCCCUAUUAACUACUAUAAGUACCUCAUAGAAGUGGAAUCAUACAGUAUGUUGUAGCUUAUUGCAGUUUCCUUCCUUUUUAAGAAUGAAUAAUAUUCCAUUGUGUGAUAGAUCAUAUUUUGCUUAUCCAUUCACUUGUCGAUGGACACUUUCAUUGCUUUCAUGUUUCAGCUGCUGUGAACAUGGCUGUAAAAUUUCUCUCGAGACCCUUCUGUUCUUUUGGGUGUAUACCCAGAAGUGGAAUUGCUGGGUCAUGUGGAUCACAGAACAAUGACAUGAAAAGACAGUUUCUGCUGGAGCGACUGCUGGAUGCAGUGAAACAGUGCCAGAUCCGCUUUGGAGGGAGAAAGGAAAUCGCCUCGGAUUCUGACAGCAGGGUCACCUGUCUCUGUGCCCAGUUUGAGGCUGUCCUGCAGCAUGGCUUGAAGAGGAGUCGAGGAUUAGCACUAACAGCAGCUGCGAUUAAACAGGCAGCGGGCUUCUCCAGCAAAACUGAAACAGAGCCUGUGUUCUGGUUCUACGUGAAGGAGGUCCUCAGCAAGCACGAGCUGCAGCGCUUCUACUCCCUGCGCCACAUAGCCUCGGACGUGGGCCGAGGCCGGGCCUGGCUGCGCUGUGCCCUCAACGAACACUCGCUAGAGCGCUACCUGCACACGCUUCUGGCCGACCGCAGCAGGCUCAGCACUUUUUAUGAAGACUGGUCUUUUGUGAUGGACGAAGAAAGGUCUAGCAUGCUUCCUACCAUGGCGGCUGGUCUGAACUCCAUACUCUUCGCAAUCAACAUUGACAACAAGGACUUAAAUGGGCAGAGCAAGUUUGCUCCUACCGUCUCGGACCUCUUAAAGGAGUCUACGCAAAAUGUGACCUCCUUACUGAAGGAGUCCACGCAAGGGGUGAGCAGCCUUUUCCGGGAGAUCACGGCUUCCUCUGCUGUCUCCAUCCUCAUCAAACCUGAUCAGGAGACCGACCCCCUGCCCGUCAUGUCCAAGCACGUCAGUGCCGAUGCCAAAUGUAAAAAGGAACGGAAGAAGAAAAAGAAGGUGACCAACAUUAUCUCAUUUGAUGACGAGGAAGAUGAGCAGAACUCUGGUGAUGUUUUUAAAAAGAUACCUGGGACUGGGGAGAGCUCGGAGGAGAACUCCGACCGCUCCUCGGUCAAUAUCAUGUCGGCGUUUGAAAGCCCCUUUGGGCCUAAUUCCAAUGGAAGCCAGAGCAGCAACUCAUGGAAAAUUGAUUCUCUGUCUUUGAAUGGGGAGUUUGGGUACCAGAAGCUUGAUGUGAAAAGCAUCGAUGAUGAAGAUGUGGAUGACAACGAAGACGAUGUGUACACAUCAGGAAGGAAGCACACAGGCCACUCAGAGUCACCUGAGAAGCCACUGGACGGGAACACCUGCCUCUCCCAGAUGCACAGCUGGGCUCCACUGCAGGUGCUGCAUGGUGACACCGAUGUCCUCUUUCCAGUCAGUAGAGUGGGCUCCUUCAGCCCUGCAGAUGCGCCCCUCGGCAGCCUGGAGAAUGGGGCAGGACCCGAGGACCACACUCUCCCGGAGCCCGGACCUCGGUACAGUGUGGAAGCCAGUCCUCCAGGCCAAGGAAGUCCUCUGAGCAGCCUCUUACCUUCUGCCUCAGUGCCGGAGUCUAUGACAAUUAGUGAACUGCGACAAGCCAUCGUGGCCAUGAUGAACAGGAAGGAUGAGCUGGAGGAAGAGAACAGAUCGCUGAGGAACCUGCUGGACGGUGAGAUGGAGCACUCGGCUGCCCUCCGGCAAGAGGUCGACACCUUGAAAAGGAAGGUGGCUGAACAGGAGGAGCGGCACGUCAUGAAGAUCCAAGCCUUGGCAAGGGAAAAUGAGGUGCUCAAAGUCCAGCUGAAGAAAUAUGUAGGAGCUGUCCAGAUGCUGAAAAGAGAAGGCCAAACAGCUGAAGUUGUACCCAACCUUUGGAAUGUCGAUGGAGAAGUUACAGUCGCUGAGCAGAAGCCCGGAGAAGUUGCUGAGGAACUAGCAAGCUCCUAUGAAAGAAAGCUCAUCGAGGUGGCGGAGAUGCACGGUGAGCUGAUUGAGUUCAACGAGCGCCUGCACAGGGCCCUGGUGGCCAAGGAAGCCCUCGUGUCCCAGAUGAGGCAGGAGCUCAUAGACCUCCGGGGGCCGGUGCCUGGAGAUUUGAGCCAAACAUCCGAAGACCAGAGUUUGUCAGAUUUUGAAAUAUCAAAUCGUGCACUGAUCAACGUCUGGAUCCCAUCAGUGUUUCUCCGGGGCAAAGCAGCGAAUGCGUUCCACGUGUAUCAGGUCUACAUCCGGAUAAAAGAUGAUGAGUGGAAUGUCUAUCGGCGGUACACAGAAUUCAGGAGUUUGCACCACAAAUUACAGAACAAAUACCCUCAAGUGAGAGCCUACAACUUCCCGCCCAAGAAGGCCAUUGGAAACAAGGAUGCCAAGUUUGUAGAGGAGCGAAGGAAGCAGCUCCAGAGCUACCUGCGCAGCGUCAUGAACAAAGUCAUCCAGGUGGUCCCUGAGUUUGCCGCCAGCCCCAAGAAAGAGACCCUGGUUCAGCUGAUGCCCUUCUUCGUUGACGUCACCCCUCCUGGAGAACCGCUGAACAAGAACAGCCAGCCCAGAGUGGCCUCCCGUUUCCCCAAGCUGUCUCGCAGCCACCCCAGGGAGACCCGCAAUGUGGAGCCCCAGAGCGGCGACCUCUGACCUCCAUGGACUCCCAUACUCGGCCCUAUGUGCUGCGCCAGCUGCCUCCACCCGGUCCAUCCUGCACCCAGUCUGGCUAUGGCAGCUGGCCCCCAACACCUGGAGUGACAGCCACACCCUCCCAGUGGACCCUGGAGAGCACACCUUCCCCACCGGUUACAUGACACCCUGAUUAAACUGGUCACAGAGAGCAAGGCUGCUCCUUACUGGGCAGACUUGGCAUGUGGGCACCACUCUCCCAGGGUCUGCCAUGAGCAGAGGUCGUCCUGUCCUUCCUCCAGCCAGGGCCACAGGAGCGUGGGCACUAGGUCAGGCCUGGAGCUCCUGGUUGAGAAGCGCAACCUCAACAUUUCAUUUGGUCUGAAGAUUCACUCAGACACCACCUCUGACUCUUUCCCACAAGGGAAUCAGAAUGACUGUUAGUCUUUUUUUCUUUUUAAUGUAAUUGCCUGCUACUACCUGUGGCCAAGUUAGGGGACAGGUGUUCCUUUCCAUUUUACUCCCCACCAGUGGUCAUUAGAUACAACACUCUUUUUAUCGCCGCCACGGCCAUCAGCUUUGUGGCAUCUUCUCCAGGGAGACCGUCCAGGGCCUUCGUGUAAAGGGGCCAGUAAGUGAUGCUGGACUGUGGUUCCUGGAGCACAACUGGCUUCUGGGAGGAGCAGCCCCCAUAGGAAACCCAAGGCCCCUGGAUCCCAUGCUCCCUUGUCAGGUGUGGGGGGACCUCACCCAUCCAGCCAGCCAUCAGCAGCAACCUGGUGGCCCCACAUUGGAGAGCCAGGGCUGUCCGGAAAUCGGGGGCCUUGGCCUUACAAGCCAAGAGGCGUCCCGGUGUGAGACUUGGCUCUGUAGAAGGGUGUGUGGGCCCUUAGCUUGCACACCUGGCUCUGGAGCUCCAUGGCCUUCCACGUGGCUCUCCGUGAACUGGGACACGUCUCCACCUUGAACAGACCAUGAUCAUCCCCUUACAGACGUGGGCUCACAGUGCACCCUCUGUCCCCAACAAGCUCUCAGUGGGAGCAGGACCCUGCGUGUCCCUGGACUGAUUCCUCUGUCCUGUCUCAGAACAAGCCCCGCUGACAAGUGGGAACAGGAGACAGAUGAGAGCGUGGCCAUCACCCAGGCUCCUCCCCUAAUACUCCUCGUCAGGACCAGAGCUGCCGGCCAGUUGUCAGAGAAUCAUGGAAUUGUCCCUCCCUGGGCAAGAGCCGUCCUCAGCUGCCGAGAACUGUUAGGAAGAGUCUGCAUUUUCUGGGGGAAAUAUUAAAAAACUAGAUACGAGGUUGUGAAACAGACUACGUGGGACUAAGUUAAACCUGAAGAUAGAUACGUAGGAAUUUGAUGAUGUGAAUGUGUGAAAGAUGGUUAGUGGACGGCUAACCAUGUUCUUUACCUGGAACUGUUUCUGCUCAGCUUGAGCUUGGUGAACAGCUGGGUGAGCAGUGAGCAUCUCCCAGGUAGACGGAAACUCUGGAGAGAAGCUUCUGGAAGUUUGUGCUGUUUGUUCUCUUAGCCAGGGGGACCUUGUUCAGGGCAGUCUGGUAAAGCUAAGGCGAUGUCCGCACAGCCCCCAGAGCAGCAGAGGUGGCCUGAAUCGCUUCUGAGGGAACAUCCAGCCAGGUGAGCUGUGCCCAGGUGAGCAAGGGGCCCACUGUUCUCAUGGCUACAGGCUGGAGUGUGUGGCAGGGGACCCUGCUGUCACUUCAUGGGGGCUAGAGGACCUGAGAGACACUGUGACCUAGAGAGGCAACAUCGUUUCUUUCUUCCCCUGUUUCAACUCCGAGUCCCAUAGGGCUGGCCACUGUGGCUGGCUGCUCCGGCAAAGCCCUCCUCUAACUCAUAAGGACUGUCCCAGACUGCCAGCUGCCCCAGCCACCUCGAGCUAUGUGAAGUAGGUCUUCCAUCCUAGCUGAACUGUCCAGCGCUGCCUGUCUGGACAGUGGAACCUGCCCCCAGACGACUGCUCUUUCUGUAUUAGACACGGGAUGGAGCCACCCAUCUCCAGCAGCGGCCCCCAAUCCGGGGCCAUGGGUUCUGACCAGCCAGCCUUUUCUGGCACCUGACCUGAAACACAUCCAAGUGUGAACCUGGCCUCACCUUCUCCAGCCACCCCCAGGAACCUGCUCCGACUGCUUUGGCAGGACAGAUAAGCCAGAGACACAAGUCCACCCCCAGCCUGUAGUCAAAAAGGAGAAACCCUGCCUCCCCACUUUUCAAAGCUUAAUUAUUCAUGGAAAACGUGCCCUGCUUUCCCACUGUGGUUGUAAAAGCACAUUCCUAGGGGCCACUCAGGAACCUCUGCUGCUUGCUUUUUGCACCCCCUUUUUUGUGAUCAUGCAGAAACCUUGAAAUCACCUUUAACGUACAGACACCCCUGAUUUUAGCUCAGAUAUGCACGUGACAUGCACAUUACAGCAACUCCUCCAAGCCUUAACUUUGGAAUCACAUAGAACAUUCUCAAUGAUUUAGCCCCUUCAGCUGCUCAAAAGACCCUGGCCCUGCUCUGCAGUGUGCAGGACAGACUCACCUAGGUCCCGGAGAAAGACACAGACCACUGGGUCCACAAGGUCCAGGCCAAGCGCUGGUGCAUUAAAUGCCACCCCCUCAGGACAGUCACCUGCCCUUCAACCUGGAUCCAAGUCAGAGGAUGGGCUGUCCUCCCUCUGAGCACCCCUAGCCCCUGUGACCCAUCAGCAAGAAGAUGGACAAGACCCAUGGAGGUUGCCUGUCCCUUGAUCCAAUUAGAAGAUUAUUCCGUGCCUCCAAAAUUGGCAGCUAAGAGAGGAAGCCUUCCCUGUUCGAAGGGAAGCCAAGGGCGCCUGCCUCGCUCUAGAGGCCUUGAGCUCGAGGACCGCGCCUAGAUUGGGCGGAGAGCCUGGUCUAGGUCCUCUCACCAAAGGCAGGCUCUCGGCUCCCGGGUGCUUCAGCAAGGACGUCACUACGGUGUGUCUCUGCCAUUGUCUCAGUUGUUUCUUCAUCCCCCAGAUGAAACAAAAUGCAGGAAGAACAGGGCUGGGCAGAGAUGUCUCUCCUUAAAACAAAACCAAAGCUCCAGGAAGGGGUCCGAGGCUGGUGUAAACCUAGCCCGGAGCCACUCCCAACUCCGGAGGAAGCCUGCCCGGCCAGUUCUAGGGUCCGCAGUCGGGCCUGGCACCGCUGGCUCCAUCAUCUCAUUCCCUGGCACACGCAGCUCCCGCUCCCACCAAGCAACCCACUGCAGAGAGCUCGGAGCCUGUCUAGCCAGGCCCGGGAAAUACCCAACAGCUGCGCACAUCCGCAGGCUUCCUGCUUACAAAGGGGUCACCUUUGAGUGGUAAAGACAAAAUACCAUCGUGUGGGACCUGGUGAGAGGCACCAACAGCGAGAGCGAGGGAUGCGGGCAGGGUUUGUGGACAAGGUCUAAUUUCAGCACUUGGCUUAGCUCUGCUCUGCUCGGAGCUUAUUAAGAUGAGUCCUUUGAUAACCACUGAAAUUUUACAAGGUGGCAGGUUGUGUGUUGUGCCUGGAACAAAACAGGCAAUCAAAACUAUUUACAUUCGCAGGGCUGCUAACACCGUUGGUAACUGAUGCUGGAGGCCUAAUAAUGAAUCCCCAGGUUUGGAGCCAGGUCAGGGGACGAAGGAAGACAGCCCACAGCCUGCUGCUGAUCAAAUGCCGCCUGCUCACUUCCUAGCACCCGGCUGUGGCAGGGCCAGCUCCCGGCCGCCUCUGCUUAGUACCCCAUGGGACAGUUUGUCUACCUGAGGACCAGGUCCCACCCCACCUGCUCAUUUCACUUGGUGGCUGCCCAGAGAUGCCAGCUGCACGUCACGUGGAUGCCAGGCCCUGUUCUCUGGGGUCCCAGCAGCCGUCAUCGAACCAGCCCCUUAGCAUCCUUCCUUCAUCCUGGCUUCUUCGUAUAAGCCCAGUGUCCGUCCGCCGUGAAGCGCUCACUCCAUCUCACCUUGGCUAUAACUCACUGCAAAGAACAGGCUGGUUUCAGCUUAGACCUGGGGAUGGGCAGGCCCAGACCUGCCUGAGAAAGGCCCUGAGCAUCAUACUGGCUAAGAUGUGUCCUAGACGGGCACACCUCUGUUCAGUCUUCAACCACAAAAGUAACUAUUUUCUCAACCUUUCCUUGGCGGUUCCCUCUGGACACGACCACACACUUGGGACCGGCUCCCCAGCCUCGGCCUUGGCCUCGGCAGACACAGGGCCCUGCAGCAGGAGGCGUCUGCUUCUGAGCAAGGUGUUUGCAGUGAUCAUUUCUCAAAUAUUGUACAUUGUUUCAUUAAAGCUAACAUUAAAUAUUUGCUGUUCAGAUUGGCUUCUGUGCUAAUUCUGCACAAUUGUAGCACUGUAUAUUUUAUCUAAGAUUUCCGUGCCAACAAGUUCGUUUUCAUGUUUCUGUAACACGCGGUCUUGAUUAUGUUUCUAAAAUAAAACUCCAGCUCCUGGAUCAAUAGGCAUGAGGGUGGAGCGCCGCUGAGCGCCGUGCUCCGAGGGAACCAGCUGCUCACCCGCAGUUACCGCAGUUCAUCUGAUUUCUCACCUUUUCCACCAUGCGCCAUCGCCAAUGAAUGGGCCUGAUUUCGGUCACAGAGCCCUGACUUUUGUCUCUGAACCUCAAUGGCCACAUUGAACGGGCUUCCUGACCUACCCAACCUGUUUCUUUAGGAAAAAAAUCUGGUUUCUCUAAAAGAUGGUUGAGCCUACAGCCAGGAUGGUCAUCCCACGAGUAGAACAUGGUGGGUUCAUUGGUGUUGUGAAGUCCAGGGGUCAGGUCCUUACUGGCACAGGAAUGUUUUCCUGUCAAAACUGGAAAACCACUAGCUGACCUGUCCAGGCUGCCACCUGCCCCUCAAGCCUGCUCAGGUCUGCUCCCAGCCACCAUGAACUUCAGGGGGGAGGCACCCCUUUUGACAGCUCUUCCCAUCCACAGGCCGUAGGAGUUGCCCUUGCAAAAAUGGGCUGGGGACAGGGGAGGAGAUGGUGGGCUGUACCUUUGUGACCCGAGAGUUGCUGACCGACUCCAGACACAAGCUUGGGUAGGGGUUGGGGAGCUAACUAGGGUUUUUUAAUAUCUGGGAUUCAUCCUAGAAAGAAUGUCUUUACCUCUGCAGCCUUAGCUUCACCAUCCCUGGCACAGCUGUUCGGUAAAACACUGCUUGACUCAUGAGAUCCUGACUUCCUGGAGGAGGGGGUCUUUGAAUGCAGGAGCCGCGGUCACCCCAGUGGGAAGCCUCAGCCUGCUGGAGUCCCCAGGCUGGGUCCCCAUGGUCAGCUGUCGGGUAAUAAAGCAACACGUGGAGUCUGGUCUGCUGCCUUGCUACACAAGGCCUAGGUGUGCAGGUUUGCUCUGAAAUGUAGUAUUAUCUCAACUACCCUCUUAUGUUAAGGUUUACAUGAUGGAAUUUUUAAACAAAUGUGUUUAAUUUUCUAAAAUCUCUUGUAUUAAAAUUUUCCUUUGGAAUAAGCUGUGGUAAUUUUGUUACAAUCUGGUUGAGAUACACCUCUUUACAAUGACAAAAUAAAAAUGGUGACAUUUUAUACAUUAA